AUGAUUAGCGCAGCUGAAAUAAUUAAAGAUGCUAAUGCUGGCGGCUGUGAUGAUGCCGUAUGCAUCUUGAGUCAACGUACUAGGCAAGAGGAUUUAGGUCGACGUGAACAACUGUUUGAUGCUCUGGCCUUAGGGUCGGAAAGCGGUUAUGAGUCAGUCGUGCGUACGAGAAUGUCUGAGGAGCAUGAUUUCGGAGUACGAUGA
Messenger RNA from Gongylonema pulchrum, 204 nucleotides. The record is from the annotation of a GenBank genome assembly. NCBI's taxonomy places the organism in Eukaryota, Metazoa, Nematoda, Chromadorea, Rhabditida, Gongylonematidae.